Messenger RNA from Staurois parvus, 1346 nucleotides. NCBI's taxonomy places the organism in Eukaryota, Metazoa, Chordata, Amphibia, Anura, Ranidae. The record is from the annotation of a GenBank genome assembly.
GAAAACGCUUCCACAGGAAAAAGGAAACGUGCAUCGUCUGUCAAAAGAAGGUUUACCCAAUGGAAUGCCUGGUGGCAGACAAGCAGAUCUUUCAUAAAAACUGCUUCCGCUGUAACCAUUGUGGGAGUAAAUUAAGUUUAGGAAAUUAUGCUUCUCUCCGUGGAAACAUAUACUGCAAACCCCACUUUAAACAACUCUUCAAGUCAAAAGGAAAUUACGACGAGGGCUUUGGAUACAAACCACACAAAGAGCUAUGGAAUCCAAAAACUCAAACUACAACUGCAGCACCUCGACACGAAAGACAGGAAAAAAGUAAAACAUUAAUGAAAGAGUCCAAUAUGGCAAGUAAUCCACAAAGCUUGCCUGCAGAUGAAGUGCAUGACAAUUUGGAUGAUGCAGCCCUUAAGACAUCAGGUGCAAUUGGCAAGCUGAGCAUAAUGUGGCCUCCAUCAUCAGGCAAUUCUAGGCAGAAUUCCACUGUUGAGAAAGUUAUUGUGAACAAACCUAAAUGGCCACCCGAAGAAGACAUGAAGCAUGUGGACGUGGUAAGGCCUCCCCCAGAGGGAGGGGAACAAGGCAAAUCAGAAAGUGAAAAACCAGAUAUUUGUAAUGAAAUGUUGGAUAAUAAGGAAGGUCUUAGACUGGAAAGAGAAAUCAAGGUCUCACCGAUUGGCACAGAUGGGGUUCAACAACUUAAAAAUGAGUUAACCAAAAGAGUGAGUUCUAGAAUGAAUGCAGAAAGUUUUGAAGACAAAGAUCUGGACAGUGAGUUGAAAGUUACAAAAAUUAAUGGAAAUGAAGCUGAAAAUUAUUCCAAUCCAAACAGUAAUAAUAACAACAACUGCAAUAUAAAUGUUGUUAUGUAUACCGAAUAUUAUGAAAACACUGCAACCAAAUUCAACCAGAGGAAUGGACAAAAAUCUUUUAAAUCAAACAAUCAGUUUGGAAUCUCUGGGCUUCAUGUUGCUUGGGGUGAAGGUGGCCAUCUUUCCAAUAAUUUUUCUAUGACAAUCCAGCAGUAUGGGAGAGGUGACUUAAGUUCACCAUAUAAUAAUCCUCUCUCGUCUGAAGAAUCAUUUGUCUUGGAUCAUCUUACAAAUAAGAUUCUGGAUUCAGAGAAAAGUGAAGCUGAAAUAUCACAUCAGUGUAAUACGUAUCAGAAGAAAGAAAUGACAGAAGCAAUUGUUCUGCAUGGCUUGUCAACACGGUCUCUCGCUGUUCAGGAGUCUAAUGCAUGUGUUUUGCCAAGACACACUAUAAAUGAGCCUUGUGUAACAGGUAGAGAGCCAUCUCUGCAAAGUACUUUCAGCUCAGGUUUGAAGAUGUAUGGGAGUGAAAGACAGUGA